UUGAGGUCUUUGAGUGUGCGGUGGCUGCGUUCCGAAGUUAGCCUUGUGAGCGAGCAGACAACUUUGUUCAACUACUCCAUUGCUGAGAACAUCUAGUUUGGCCAAGAGGAAACCACAAUGACUGAAGUUGUGGAGAUGGCCAAGCUAGUUGGCAUGCAGAAGUUCAUCGUUAGCCUUCCUAAGGGUUACGAGACAGAGAUAGGUGAGCAAGGCUGCCAGCUGAGUGAGGGGCAACGCCAGCGGUUGGCUAUUACUCGAGCAAUGGUCAAGACUCCCCGGAUACUGCUUCUGGACAAUGCAACCGGUGCACUGGAUGUGGCCUCUGAAACCCACCUUCUGCGGACCCUUGCAAAGGGCAGUCCUCGGCGCACAACCGUGAUGGUAAUGCAGUGACUGUCGACCUUACGAGAGGCAGACAUGGUGUAUGUGAUGGACGAAGGCCGUGUUGUGAAGCAGGGCAAACAUGAGGACCUGGUGGCAAAGAAAGGGUUCUACUUCCAGCUCAUGCUCAGCCAGCUCACAGAAAAUGAAGAUGCUGAGGUGCCGGCACCUCCACCUGAGUCCUGUCCUC
Dermacentor silvarum is the source of this 571-nucleotide messenger RNA. RefSeq lists its product as uncharacterized. The record is from RefSeq and is a predicted model, not a curated record. The coding region runs from base 118 to 393 and encodes 91 amino acids. The transcript has 3 exons. Lineage: Eukaryota; Metazoa; Arthropoda; Arachnida; Ixodida; Ixodidae. Gene Ontology annotation, molecular function: ATP binding; ATPase-coupled transmembrane transporter activity; ATP hydrolysis activity.